AUGCAAUGCUUUGUCUACCUGAUUACGUGUAUUAAUAUCAUUCCUACCGUGACAGCUCCUGGCCUGUUAAAGGAUCCGAUUGCACUGUGGGAAACUGCUGACAGCUCUAUAAUUGACAAGACACAGAUCUCAUCUCUUGAAUUGUUAAAUUCUAUUCCAUUGGGUGGUUCAAAGAUAUCACCAAAUGUUCGCCAACAAGCUAAUGUGCUUGCACCUCGUGUAUAUGAUUGCAGUCGGUGGUAUUGCAUGACUAGACUUAAAACCAACCUGCCUGCUCAUCGAUCUGACCCAAGCAGAACGGCACACUGGGUGGCCAGUGUCUCCACGGAUGCCUUUCGGUACCACAGCACUUUGAAGAUGCUGAAAUUGAGGUCCGUCUACAUGCACAGUGUACCGGUCACAGUCUUCAAUAUGUGGAUUGACAUUGGGCUUGUCAAAAUGCUCCGAAUUGAUGGCUAUCCCCCAAAAGAGCGAGGAAUAAGUAACCACGAGUGGAUCAACAUUGGUGAAUCUGAUCAUGAGUCACCAAAGAGCUAUGCAGCCCCAGCACCAAAAGCUGUGAUUCGCCAAUGCCAACUAAAUUUCGAUCUGCUCGAGCACAUUGUUUGGUGGUUCGAGGAAGGCGACGGCGCUCUAACAAGCACUGGUGAUGUGAAAGCCGGAAACAUGCAUGUGGGCCCACGGAUAUACCUAAAAAGACUCGGGACAAACAAAGCGGACGCCAAUUUGAAAUCGGUUUACCUGUGCUAUCACCACGUGCUGCCGAUCAUGGAGGGACAGAAGGGUGGUGGUGAUGCAAUGGCCAAUGUCUCUUCAAUUGCGGGGAUGCGCUAUAUCGACAAGCCCCCGAUAGCAUACAGUACAACGAAAGCGUCAAUGGUAGAAUUCACCAAAGCCACUACACUAGUAAUUUACGGAAAAACAGCUGUUAGGUCGAAUAUGGUUGCGCCUAUUCACCGCUUGUCGGAUCGCUAG
Molecule: messenger RNA, 975 nt
Organism: Histoplasma capsulatum G186AR
Lineage: Eukaryota; Fungi; Ascomycota; Eurotiomycetes; Onygenales; Ajellomycetaceae
Product: short-chain dehydrogenase
Exons: 6
Coding region: 1-975 (324 amino acids)
Source: RefSeq, a predicted model, not a curated record